CAAAACAUUCUUCUUCGUCAGCACACAGCUGAGGCUAACAAGGCCUCGUUAUCAAGAGCGGAUACUAGAAAGCGAAAAUGGCAGCAACGGAGGAGAUUCCAAGGCAUUCUGUCCACACACUUGUUUUUCGUUCCAUUAAGAGGACUCAUGAUAUGUUCCUUGCUGACCAUUCUGUACCAUUAGCUCAAGAUGAACAAAGCAACAAGAUGAAAAUUGCUUGUAAAAUCAGAGAUGAGUACUCAAAUCUCAGCAAGAAUUCUAAGACAGGACAGAAGCACUUUGGACAUCAAGAUGUUAUAGGUCCUUUGGCUAUUCAGCAUGCUGAAGAGCAAACAUUAGCAAUCAAAGGUCCUCAUCCAUUUCCAAAUGCACCAGGAGUGUCACUUACAGAUGAUACAGCUGAGACAGGAACGGGGCCAUCUGCUCUAGCUGUCAGUAAAUUAACUAGUUCACUUCCUCCAUCAAAUCACGAAAUUAAUGCUGCCAAAGCGUCGCAUGGAGUACAUGAGAUGAUGAACAAAGCGAAGGCAUCGGGUGGUGCUGAACGAAUUGAUGCACCAUCAAAAGCAUUGGUUGCAACUGGAGAAAGCAAGACGCCAUUUUCUCAAGGCAUUGUUCCUAGGAAGGCUCAAACAAUGCCCAAACCGGAAUGGCAUGCACCAUGGAAAUUAAUGAGGGUAAUCAGUGGCCAUACUGGUUGGGUCAGGUGUGUCGCAGUGGAACCAGGCAACAAAUGGUUCUGUACCGGAUCUGCGGAUAGGACUAUAAAGAUCUGGGAUUUAGCAACUGGAAAAUUGAAGCUAUCAUUGACAGGUCAUGUCAGUACAGUUCGGGGGCUUGUCGUUAGUCCACGGCAUCCUUAUUUGUUUUCCUGCGGUGAAGACAAGCAAGUCAAGUGCUGGGAUCUUGAAUACAACAAGGUUAUACGUCAUUAUCACGGUCAUCUCAGUGCUUGUUACUGUAUUGGACUGCACCCCGCCAUCGAUGUUCUCUGCACCGGAGGGCGAGAUGCAACAGUUCGGGUCUGGGAUAUCCGUACAAAAUCCUGUAUUCACACCUUGACGGGACACACGAACACGGUGGCAGAUUUAUUCUGUCAAAGUGCCGAACCGCAGAUCGUUUCCGGCAGUCACGAUUGCACUAUUCGAUAUUGGGAUUUGGCAAGCGGCAAAUCACGAGUUACUUUAACAAAUCAUAAGAAGAGCGUUCGUGCAGUUGUGGCACAUCCACUCCAGUAUACCAUGGGCUCUGCAUCAGCUGAUAACAUAAAGCAAUGGAAAUUCCCGGAUGGUAACUUCAUUCAAAAUUUGACAGGACACAAUGCUAUCUUAAACUGUCUUGCUCUUAACUCCGACGGUGUCCUGGUUUCAGGAGCUGACAAUGGCAGUAUGCAUUUUUGGGAUUGGAAGACUGGUUAUAAUUUCCAGAGAACCCAAGCAGCUGUCCAGCCAGGUUCACUCGAUAGCGAGGCAGGAAUAUUCUCAAUGACAUUUGACAUGAGUGGAUGCCGUCUUAUUUCUACCGAGGCUGAUAAAACCAUUAAAAUAUACAAAGAAGACGAAGAAGCUAGCGAAGAAACCCAUCCGGUUAGCUGGAGGCCAGAUAUUGUCAAACGAAAAAGGUAUUAGACCGCCUAACAAGAUGUUUUGAGUACAAAAUAGUGGAAGAAGAGGUUUGAAAAUUCAGUCUAACCUUUAGAAGAAUGACUGUAUAUUGAACAUAUCUGUCAGAAAGGUAAAGGCCACUCCAAGAAGGAUUAUGUACGGACACGUCAAGAUGAGGUUGCUAAUCGUGUUGAAGAAAACCAUUAACAGUUUCUAAUAAACCAUUUUAUUGUAAUAAUCUUCACUCUUGAUGAUAGCAAAAAAAUAUGAGAAGUAGCUCAAUCAACUUCUAAAAAAAAUUGCGAAUGAACUCUUUCCGGCCACUCCACUGUAUUAAAGAUAAGGCUUAAUUUUAAUGGAAAAUUAUAUUUUAUUUUCCAGUUUCC
Messenger RNA from Rhopilema esculentum, 1990 nucleotides. Its product is annotated as pleiotropic regulator 1. Gene Ontology annotation, cellular component: catalytic step 2 spliceosome; precatalytic spliceosome; Prp19 complex. Gene Ontology annotation, molecular function: protein binding. The record is from RefSeq and is a predicted model, not a curated record. NCBI's taxonomy places the organism in Eukaryota, Metazoa, Cnidaria, Scyphozoa, Rhizostomeae, Rhizostomatidae. Gene Ontology annotation, biological process: mRNA splicing, via spliceosome.